AUGGGACAACUCAGGAGGAUGCUAUGCUUGUGGUUGUUGCUCCUCGGAUUCACUUUGGUCCUGUUGAUAGUCUCCGACCUUUUUCACAGAGAGAACGAGAGCUCUCUUCAGGAUUUUGACAGCCCGCGACAUCGCUUCCGCGGGAACCCCGGGCCGCCGGACGACUUGGAGCUGAUAGGAGACGCGACAUUGGAGCUCCUUCCUGAACUCGUCCCUAUCAGCUCGUUGAAAGAAGAUCAGCUUUUGUUUGUGGCGUCCACGCAGGAGACAGAAAGCAAGAAGUGGAGUUACAGGGUGCUCUUGCCUGCGGCGAGGAAGGCGGAGGAGGAGGGCGCACCGGAUCGCUCGUUGCCUGAGGCGCGACAUCCAAAGUGUCUCGGCGACCAAUACAGUGAGUCACUGCCUUCUGCCAGUGUCAUCAUCUGCUUUCACGACGAGGGUUGGUCCACUCUUUUACGCACGCUGCACAGCGUCCUCAACACGGCACCGCGAGCGUUCUUAUUGGAGCUCCUCCUUGUGGAUGACCACAGCACGCACGAUCACUUGAAGACUCGGCUCUCUGAAUAUACGUCCCAUCUGGACGGGGUGCGAUUAAUACGCAGCGAUAAGCGUCUCGGUGUCGGUGGGUGCCGCAACCUGGGCGCGUCCGAAGCUUCUGGGGAGGUGCUGGUCUUCAUGGACUCCCACUGUGAAUGUCAGAAAGGCUGGCUGGAACCACUCCUGGAGCGGGUGGCUCAGGACAGGACCCGAGUUGUUUCCCCCAUUAUGGAUGUGAUUCACCGGGAGACUUUCCAGUACAGCGCUACCCAGUGGCCAGUGUGGGGAGUCUUCAACUGGAAUUUGGAGUUUUCCUGGGAGUCCAAACCGCAAGUGCUGGACGACGAAUCAGACUUGGCGGUGGAAGCUGCGCUGAGUCCAGCUUUAGGAGGAGUUCUGGCCAUUGACAGGCAUUUCUUCCACAAUGUGGGAGCCUUUGAUCCUGGUAUUCUGCUGCGGGGAGGGGAACAAAUUGAGCUGUCAAUCCGGGUCUGGUUAUGUGGAGGUUCCAUGGAGGUGGUCCCCUGCUCUCGUGUGGCUCACCUGGACCACUCCCUCCCUUCCCAAGACCAUGAGCAGCUCGAGAGGAACAAAAUCCGCGUAGCUGACACCUGGUUGGAUAAUUACCGGAGUAUCUUCUACAGGCGGGACACACUGGCGCAUUUUAUUCGGCAGUCUGAGAGGCCCAAUAUUACCGAACGUUUGCAGCUGAUGAAGAAGUUGGGUUGUCGGGACUUUCAUUGGUACCUAACGACAGUUUAUCCUCAGCUUUAUGUUCCGCAAGAUCGACCCGAACUUUCAGGCGAGAUGUACAACGUCGCAGUCGGCGGAUGCGUCGACCGACUCCCGGGUCGAGACGCUAUGAUUCUGGCGCCGUGCACCGGCACUGGAAGUCAGCAUUGUGAUUUCAACUCGGACGGAGAAGUAAGAUGGGGCCCCGCGGGGGCUCUGUGUUUGGACGCCGUCGGAGAACAGGUGGUCCUCUCUGAGUGUCAGCGAGCGAUUGGUGAAAGACUUCAGUGGACGUACAUAAAGUCGAGUGGCCAGUUGCUCCACCGACUGUCCCAGUUGUGCGUGGAGGCACUGAAGGACGGACAGCACCCGGGGAGUGGUGCGGGUGACCUGGUCUUGCGGUCGUGCACACAUCAUCCCGCGCAACAGUGGCAUUUUGAGCAACUGGUGUCUCCCUAA
Molecule: messenger RNA, 1728 nt
Organism: Nerophis lumbriciformis (worm pipefish)
Lineage: Eukaryota; Metazoa; Chordata; Actinopteri; Syngnathiformes; Syngnathidae
Source: RefSeq, a predicted model, not a curated record